This is a messenger RNA of Ceratina calcarata, 6694 nucleotides long. RefSeq names its product diacylglycerol kinase theta. Gene Ontology annotation, cellular component: membrane. The coding region runs from base 663 to 3569 and encodes 968 amino acids. The record is from RefSeq and is a predicted model, not a curated record. The transcript is spliced from 19 exons. Gene Ontology annotation, biological process: phospholipase C-activating G protein-coupled receptor signaling pathway. Lineage: Eukaryota; Metazoa; Arthropoda; Insecta; Hymenoptera; Apidae. Gene Ontology annotation, molecular function: RNA binding; ATP-dependent diacylglycerol kinase activity.
AUUGCCCAAUAGUAUUCUUUCCCUUAGAUAUUUCCUUUCUUGUCAUUUUUAAUCGAAUUUUAUCAUUGACAACGGGUUAACUAGUCGCGAAUUAUUUGUAAUUAAGCAGUAUCGUAAAACGAUGUUCAUCGGUGAAUCGUGUGCGGCUAAAGUGAGAAUUUAUAAAAUCGGAACGUUCAGACCCGGUGGUAACAAUAUUGGAAAAGACGGCCAUUGCGUUUGCCGUUAAAUAAACGUUAAAUCUAAAAUAAUAAUACAUCGCGAUCGUUUAUAAAACGUUAUCAUUUAUAAAAUUAACCAUUACAUCGAAUAACUGGAAGAGAGUAAAAAAGGCGCAGCGACGGUCGUAAUUUUUCAUGGGUUUCCAGUAAUUCAAAUACAAAUGAAAGAUAAAAUACUUGACGGCGAGGGAGGGAGGAAGCAGGAUGGCGGCGGCCAAUACGUUUUCUACUUCGCGAGAGGAAACUAUAAUUAAAUGAGCGGACAGUAUGCGGUCGUUUAAAUAAUAUUAACAAUAAUGUUAAUCAACAUUAGUUGGUGCGGCGGUUAAUCAUUGACAGUUAAUUAUGCGGUGGUUAAUUGUGGAUUUGUCGGUGGAAUAAUAAAGAGAGAGGGUGGUGGGGCGGCGCGGUGAGAGGGUGGGGGCGAAGGAGGAGAGGAAGAUGGCGGCGGCGGCGUGGGGCCACAGCUUCAGCAAGAAGACGUUCCACAAGCCCACCAACUGUCACGGCUGCAGCGACAUGCUCUGGGGUCUGUUGCAGCAAGGCUACGUCUGUGAAGUUUGUAAUUUUGUGGUGCACGACCGCUGCCUCAAGACCGUCGUCUCUCCCUGCUCCAGCAUCGCUGCCAGCCUCAUCAAAAAUCCGGUGGCACAUUGUUGGUCCGAGCCAGUCCAUUGUAGAAAAAAAUUCUGUAAUGUUUGUCGCAAGAGGCUGGACGAUAAUCUAUCCGUACACUGCGAAAUAUGCGACUACUUCGUGCACGCGGAAUGCCAAGAUUUCGCUGUGGCCGAUUGCAAGGAGAACGCCACCUACCUCCCUGGAAAGGAUUUGUCUCAGGUGAAGCACACCCAUCACUGGCGCGAGGGAAAUCUGCCCAGUAACUCAAAAUGUGCUGUUUGCAAGAAGACCUGCUGCUCUGCGGAGUGCCUCUCGGGAUUUCGGUGCGAGUGGUGCGGACUGACGCUGCACUCGUACUGUCACAAGAACAUACCCCCGGAGUGCACUUUCGGUAUUCUGGAACCGAUUUACCUGCCCCCGCAUGCUGUCAGCAUUCCCAGAACCGAAGUCCCGAUGGAAGCCAUAAUCGGCGUCCAGGUGCGACGGAAAGAAGUGUUGGCGCGUGAGUAUUCCUGCCAUAACCACUCGAACGAACGCGAAAGUGGUGGCGGGGAUCGUCUAGCAGAAGUUUUGAGGAGGCUAUCGAUUAUUUUGCCGCGUAGCUGCCACGGGAAUUGUCGUGCCUCCCCCCCGUAUGUCCGAGCCCGAAGUAUUUCGGAGGAAUUCAGCAGUGGAGAUAACAAGUACCGCGACAACGGGGAACCAGGGCCGGGAAGUACUCACAGCCGGGAUCCGAGGUCUCCCAAGGAAAAAGAAGACAAAGAAAGAGGUGACGAAGAGACGAUCAAGGUAUACGAUGGGAACAGUUCGUUGAGAAGAAGGAUAUUCAGGGUAAUAACUGUUCCGAGGCAAGCUACGAAGGAACAAGUGCUCACCUCUGCUUUGAGAGCGUUUCACAUUACUAAAGAUCCUAGCAACUUUUACCUCACGGACUCGUACGCGUCGGACGAGAUGGAGCUAUGCGACCCUACUCCAGUUCUAAACUUGAAUCGCAAAGAAGGAAAACGUCCGGCUGUCUUCUUACGAUUCAAGGACACGGAAACCGGAGAAGUAAGGGUCUACCCAGGGAAACUCCAGGUGUCCGAUUCGUUCUGCAUAGUUCCUGUAACUGAAUCCACUACGAUAUCCGAUUUGAUUGACGAAUCCCUGCAGAAGUUUGGCUUGCAAAAUUUCAACUCCGAGGACUAUCGCUGCAGCGAGAUUCUUUUAGACCGUGGAGUGACCGAGAGAGUCUUGUCGCGCGAAGAGAAGCCGUGGGAAAUCGUGAAACAGCUCGGAAAGGAUUCGAUAAGGCAAAUGGAGUUGAUGCGGUUCUAUCUUCAACUGAAACAGGAUCCCCACGGACCGAAUUUGGCGCUAUUCGUGGGAAAUUUACCACCGAAUCUCUCCGAGAGGAUAUACGAGAAUAUGCUUACUGAAUUCCUUGGGAAAGAAAACAAAUUUUCCUACAUUGGUCCAAUUUAUUACGAAUACGGAUCGAUGGUGAUCAUCUACGAGGACUCUGAGAAGGCCGUGAGAGCACUGUACGCUUUGAGGGAAUCCAAGUACGAGGACAAACACCUUUUAGUUAUGCUGCUACCCAGUAUCGAGCCUAGCAUGGUUCCGUCUGGAGUUCAACCUCUGCUAGUGUUCGUUAACGUGAAAUCCGGUGGGUGCCAAGGACUACAACUGAUAUCAAGUUUCCGAAAAUUGUUGAAUCCCUAUCAGGUUUUCGAUUUGGACAAUGGCGGUCCAUUGCCAGGGCUGUACGUCUUCCGUCACAUAAAGGACUACAAAAUCCUCGUUUGCGGUGGCGACGGGACUAUCGGCUGGGUUCUUCAGUGCUUAGACAACGUCGGCCAGGACAGCGAGUGUUCUUCCCCAGCUUGUGCCAUAGUUCCUCUGGGAACUGGGAACGAUUUAGCAAGAGUUCUCUGUUGGGGAUCCGGCUAUACCGGAGACGAAGAUCCUUUAAAUCUUCUUCGAGAUGUGAUAGAGGCCGAGGAAUCGCUUUUAGACAGGUGGACGGUGGUCUUCCAUCCGGAGGAGAAGGAGAAGGAACAAACGGCAGGCAACAGUAGCGGAGCAGGCACAAGCGAGGACAACACUCAGAUCUUUGUCAUGAACAAUUAUUUCGGCAUCGGUCUGGACGCAGACCUUUGCCUCGAUUUCCACAACGCCAGAGAGGAGAAUCCGAAUAAGUUUAAGAGCAGAUUAAGGAACAAAGGAGUGUACGUGACCAUGGGCUUAAAAAAGAUGGUCAAGAGGAAGCCAUGCAAGGACCUGCACAAGGAAAUACGACUGGAAGUCGACGGGAGACUAGUGGAACUGCCUCAAGUGGAAGGAAUCAUUAUUCUUAACAUCUUGAGUUGGGGUUCCGGUGCAAACCCCUGGGGGCCCGACACCAAGGAAGAUCACUUCCACACGCCUAAUCACGGCGAUGGGAUGCUGGAAGUGGUGGGCGUAACCGGAGUAAUACAUUUAGGGCAAAUCCAAUCGGGAUUGAGAACGGCGAUGAGGAUAGCUCAGGGUGGACACAUAAAAAUCCAUUUACACUCGGAUAUUCCGGUCCAAGUGGAUGGGGAACCCUGGGUACAAAGUCCUGGAGACGUCGUCGUACUUAAAUCAGCCCUAAAGGCAACGAUGCUGAAGAAAACGAAGAACAAGAUGAAGAGGAGGAAUACAGAGUCGAGCAUGCAGUUGUCACUUCAAGCCGCGCCAUCCAACGAACCGGAACCAGAGGUGUUCUGAGCCCGGAUCGAACGUCACCAGAGAAUGAUUAAAGCAAGGUAGUCGUAACACAGCGAGUAACUGCGAGCUACGAUUAAUGAUUGAAAUUCGAUUUUGAGGGGGAAAAUCAGUUCGAAUUUCAAUUAUUAUUGAAACAUUGAAUCGAAGUUAAAUGAUCAUGAGAAAGUACCUACGCUUGCCUCCCUUUGUAAAUGCCACAAAAGAGCUGUUAACAUCGUUAUUGCCUUCGAUUUUAUUUCUCGAGGAAACGAACCAGCUCUUUUGUGUAAAUUAUAACGGGACGUUUCACGCAGACGGACAAACCGGCACAAAUUGAACGAAAUAGCACAAACGUGACGGAGCUGCAAAGCACAAACUACGACGCAGCAAAAUUUUACCAAAAAACGAUGAAGAAAGAAUGGAAACUAGUCGAAUCUAGUCAAUGGAAUUUAAAAUAAUAGUCCUUCGAUGUAUUACUUAUUACCUGAUUUCUAGGAGAAAGAUCUCAUUUGUGGUUGUUACUAGUCACUGAGAAAAUUUACGAAGCCACUAGACAGAACGUGUCGCCCGAACUAAAUUGAAACUCGAUCCUUUAUAUACUUGUAAAUGAAUCUGUUCUUAGAUUCUAGAGGAAUCAGGGAUAUCCGUUACUUCACUUGUGGAUAUUCUACUAUUCUUAUUCCUCAUUCAGCUCUAUCCUAGACGGGAUGAACUGUGAGACGGUUUGAGAGAAAUGCAAAACGGGUGGUAACAGCCUCUCAUGUAAUAGUUUUCGGUCUUUAAUGCUUUUUCUUUUCAACGUUAUCGUUGUGUUACCGCUUUUCACAACAUAAGGAACAGAAGAGAUAGUUAGACGACCUUCUUCAGCCGUGAUAAAGCAUGGAAUAAAAUAGAAAACUUAAAUUUAUCCAAGAAAAAUUAGUUACGAUGUUUGAUGAGGGAAAUUUUUUUACUAUCGAUCUACACAUUUACUAUACGAACGGAACUGUCCGUCUUGGAUUUCUCUUAGACCGCAGUUACUUUUUCCGACAGGAGUUUAGGAUUUAUGACUCCAGUGAGGAUGGAGCUGAAUGCGAUUCCUACCUCUUGGUCACAGGAACGUUCCCUUGUACUUUCGUUUCCUCAGCGUCUAGUGGCUUCUCGUCUCAGCUCCAAUAUUUUUCUAUAUCUUUUAGCGAGAUAAGUAAGAAAUAAGAUGAGAGAAGGGGAAAGCGCGAUAAACAGUAUAUUUGUUCUUAUUUACUUAUUUUUAUCAGCAAUAGAGUUACUUAUCUGAUCGAAGGAAUUUCGCUAACAGAAGAAAAUCUAUGAACAAUGGCCAUCUUUAAACAAAAAUUGUCCAGAUGAAUUCUUAGAAAAAGUAAACGAUAUGUCUCGAGAAAGACAACGGCUGGAUUGUUAAUCGAAAAAAAUAAUAAUCUAUAUAUGCGUAAUGUACGUACAUACGCAUAUGCAGAUGCACACAUAAUAUAUUUAUGAGUAAAUAUUAAUAUACACAUAUAUAUUUACAAAAGAGAGAAGAACUAGUGUUAAUUAUAAAUAAUACCGUAUAAGUGUUUAAGUUGUGAUAAACAAGAAAAGAAACAAAAAAAGAACAAAGUCUCUGGCUGCUGGGCAGUCUGGAAUUUAUAAAGAGAAACGAUGAAUAAUGUUUAAACGAGUACCAGUGGCAGUCAGUCUCUUUCCUUUCUCUUUGAAAUGGCAGCGAUCAUGCUAAUAAUUAAAAUUAUCGAAUUACUGGUCGGUAAGUUGUUGAUUAUUGAUAUUUGAAAAAGGAGAGGCCAAUUAUGAGAACGUCUUAGAUUUGUUCGAAUCCGUCUGUUAUUUAAUUUGUAGAGAAAGUGGCCGACCAUAGACACGUGAGGAUAGACCGAAAGGAAGGAAAUUAACGGGAGAGAGAAAUAAGCUCCUGGAGACCAAAAUACGCGUUGGGUGUUCGGUCUAUUUUUUCAUGUCUGUGCGGGACGCAGAAUUUUCGCGAUGAUAAUCGACGGGUUCGGAACUUAUCGACCUUUAACUCAACCGAUCUUCAUAAUCGCCGCUAUUUUAUUCUCUCUCUGCAUAUACCUAAAGUAACGCGAAAAUACAUUCCGCUUUAUUUCACGAAUUUUGAAACAGAGACGCCGGCGCAUUGUACAUUUCUAAAUCCAAAUGCCAAAAAGAAGAAGCUGUUUGGACACAAAAAAAAGAGAGCUAAAAUACUAAAGAUGGCCCAAUAAAGAUAUAUGUACUAUGUAUGUGUGAAAUGAUAAAAACGCUUCGAUCUAUUCGAGAAACGUUACCACGAUUUUCCAUUCGACAGAAAUGGAGCAACAAGAUAGAAAAAUGUUAAAAUCUUUUCUGGUGCCAAACAGUUGUAAAUAAUAUUGUAAAUGUAAGUAUAUGAAGAAAAAAAAAAACAAAUGAAUCGUUAUUAUUGAAGGUACGAUUGGAUUGGAAUGAAAAAUCAGAGAUAGAAACCGGAGGAGAUUACCGAUGAGCCGAUUUAAUCGUUAAACGGGCUCAUUGGCGAUCUCCCUGCUCAUCUUUGUGAAAAACCGUGUUUACGCGUCUUGGAGAAAAUUCUACAGGACUCGAACAGCUUCGUAUCCCUACGAACGUUGCUAUAUUUUCUUUUUAUACGUCACAGUAUACAGUAUUGUUACUUUUUUCAUUUGCCUCUCGUGCAAGUCGACACUGGAGCGUUCUUAUUUUCAUUUCGUUUUCAUCGAUAUGCUUUUCUGGAGGCCACUAUUUUCCGGAUAAUGGUCACGGGCCUCUUGAUUCUUUUCAUUUCCUAAAUAAAGAUGACAACCUGCCAAUGAUGAUCGGCAGGCGAUCGUGGUCCACGCAUCCGGAUGAAAAAGAAGGAUCACGGUCACGUCAUUUUCUGGCAGAUUGGAGCAUCGCGUUAUAUCGUUAAACAAAUGGUUGAAAGACUUUAAACGUUCAGACUAUCUUUCAACCUGAUUUGAUUCUUGUACGAUUCUUUAUGAUCUUAUUAUUUAUUACCUCGAUAUUUUGUGAUAAGAGAAAGUUGUAAAGAAAAGAAAGGAUAACGCUGACCAUUCCAAAUGUAAAAGAAUUUUGUUAGCGACACGUAAAUUACGGUUUGGAAGAAGUUGGUGGGAGAUAUUAAUUAAUUAAAUAAAUUAAUGUAAACACUA